UUGAUUCCAUCGGCUGGGAAAAUAACAGCGCUGAUGUUAAUGUGUAGCAGUGGCAGCUCAACUGAAUGUGAACCUGUGCCAAAAAAUACCGGUCCUCGGUAUACACCCCCACGUCAUCUGACUGGCUCGCUGCUGGCCGUGGCAUUUCUAACUUCCUUUGGGAGUUCCAUGCUUUAUGGGUACAAUCUGGCCGUGGUCAACUCUCCAGCUGUGUACAUCAAGAACUUCUACAACAAAACCGCCUUGAGCCGCAAUGGAGAAGGACUCAGUGGGGAGACGCUGACACUCAUGUAUUCAUUCACAGUGUCCAUUUUCGCCAUCGGUGGUCUUUUUGGUUCUCUCAUUGUGGGUGUGCUGGUCACUCGCUUUGGCAGGAAAGGCACGGUGGUAAACACUACAGUGUUAGUUUUUAUUGCUAGCUCACUCAUGGUCUUUAGCAGAAGUUGUGGUUCACCUGAGAUGGUCAUACUGGGUCGUUUCAUCACAGGGAUUCACUCAGGUAUCUCUUUAAGUGUAGUUCCCAUGUACCUGGGCGAGAUUGCACCGAAGAACCUGCGGGGCUUUUUGGGGUUGGUGCCAAGCAUCUUCAUCGGACUUGGUGUCUUCAUUGCCCAAGUCCUUGGAUUACAUGAACUUUUAGGAAAGGAAGAACACUGGCCUCUGUUCCUAUCUGUGCUAGUGGUACCCACAAUUAUCCAGUUGAUGCUGUUGCCAUGGUUCCCAGAGAGCCCCAGAUACCUGCUGAUUGAGAAGCACAAUGUCCACGCUACCAUCACAGCUCUCAAGUGGUACAGGGCCAACUGUAACAUCCAGGCUGAGAUUGAGGAGAUGCAAGAAGAGCAGCGUUCCUUGUCAUCCGUCAAAACGCUGUCAGUGUGGAAUCUGCUUCAUGACCAUACCGUUCGAUGGCAGGUCCUCUCCGUGAUGGUCAUCAACAUUGGCAUGCAGCUGUCUGGCAUUGAUGCUAUCUGGUUCUACACCAAUGACAUAUUUGCGAAUGCAGGAAUCCCUGAGGUGGAAAUACCGUAUACAACAGCAGGAACUGGAGUAAUAGAGAUCAUUGCUGGACUCAUUGGGUGUUUCACCAUAGAGAAGCUGGGGAGGAAGCCUCUUAUGAUUGGUGGUUUUACCAUGAUGGGUGUCUGCAGUGCUGGGAUCACUUGUUCCUUAAUUUUACAUAAAAAUGUACCUUUCAUGCGCUAUAUCAGCAUUGGCUGUGUGGUUGGUAUCAUCGCUGGCUUCUGUAUCGGCCCAGCUGGAGUUCCCUUCCUGGUCACAGCAGAACUCUUUACACAAUCCCACCGUCCAGCAGCCUACAUUGUUGGAGGAUCCCUCAACUGGCUGUCCAACUUCACUGUGGGAUUUGUUUUCCCCUUCUUACAGAUGUCAGCUGGGUCUUACUGCUACUUGGUGUUCGCCAGCAUUUGUAUAUCUGUGGCCGUCUACGUCUACGCUGUCCUGCCUGAAACCAAAAACAAGACUUUCAUGGAGAUCAGCCACUUAUUCACCAAGAAAAAACCCGUUCUGGAGACCGAGUGCCUUCUCCUUGUGGACCAGAUGAAACUGAAUAAGAUGAACGGCUACGGAGUGCUAAAACCGGCAUCAUUGGCGUUUGACAGCUCCUAAUCAGUACCAUAACAAAGCUACCAAACUACUAUAUCUGCAUUCUGUAUUUGUGUCAAGCUGGAGGGCUCGUUUGUAUCCACUCAGGUUCAAAACACUGCUCACAAUACUCUGUGGUAUGUAGUUCUGCUAUAUAAAUGUGCACCAUUUUCAUCUACUUUAGGAUAAUGCAUGGGUUGUUAAUGUUUUUCAGAAUACUGCACUCUUGUAUUGUAUGGCUGCCAAUACAGAUACGCAUGUGAUUCCUUAUCUUCUCUUUCUUACACUAAUAUUUGUAUGCAUACAAUUUGCUUGAAGCUAAUUAUGAUUCAUGUUUAAAAUAUAAUACUUCAGCUCUCGGUAGAAUUUGAUGUCCUUGUGACAGAUUGUGCUACUGAACAAAUGCUGCGUUCAAGAUCUCAGUUCUAUUAACACGGUGAUAAAGCUGGUAAACUAUUAGCUCAUCAUUACGCAAAAUAUCAGCAUCCCAUUAUAUUUUGCAGAUUCAAUCUAGUUAUGGAUGAUCUUGAUGUCUAUAAUGUAUUUAAGUAUUUCUAUAUAUCCCUGUACUCAACUGCUUAUUGUUCUACUCCUGAGUUAAAAAAAAAAUGUUUUAAAUAUUAUUGCAGCGGGCUUAAAUGUUGCAGCGUUGUCACUACAAAACGGAAAAUCCCUGGGACCAGAUGGCUAUCCUCCCUUCAAAAAAUGUUGGCAUAAGCUAGCCCCCCUAUUAUUGGACAUGUACAAUGAAUCGUUUGAAUCUGGCUGUCUCCCGCAAAUGCUCAACCAAGCUUCAAUUUCUUUCCUCUUGAAAAAAGGCAAGGACCCUUUGUUGUGAACUUCGUAUCGUCCUAUUAGCUUGUUAAAAGUAGGCUUUAAAUUAUUAUCCAAACUGCUGGCUUUAUGUCUGGAUACUAUUCUCCCUUCUUUUAUUAAUGUGGAUCAAACCGGGUUCAUUCGAAAUAGGCACUCCUUUUCUAAUAUUCAAAGUCGUUUCAAUAUAUUUUAUGAUAUGCCUGCUCUUAACACUGAUGGCAGUGAUAUCUAUGGAUGAGGAAAAGGCAUUCGACCGAGUGGAGUGGUACUAUCUAUUUUAUGUCCUGGAGAGACUCAGCUUUGGUAACAGUUUUAUUUAAUUGAUUAAGCUCCUAUAUUAAUCUCCUGAGGCCUUGGUCAGGACAAAUAAUAUUCUAUUUGAAUGUUUUCGCCUUUACCUUUUAACGCGGCAGGGUUUUCCCCUGAGCUUUUUGCUCUUGCCAAUGAGCCUCUGCCAAUAGCCCUUUCCGCCAAUCCUCUUAUUACGGGCAUAUCUAGAUACAUUGUGCAGGUGAAAGUCUCUCUCUAUUCAGAUGACCUCCUUCUGUAUGUCUCGGACAUCUUUUUCUUGGUCCCGGCUACCAUAAGUUCUCCCCAAGAUUUUGGUCAUGUGUCUGGUUACAAAUUGAACUUGGGUAAAAGUGAAAUAUUUCCUGUAAAUGCUGCUGCUAUGAAAUAUCCUCUGCACAAUUUUACCCCUUAAAAUUGCCUCGCAAAGUUCCACAUACUUGGCCGUCCAGGUCACACAUACGCUUGCAUAGCUUUACAAAGUCAACUUUGUUCUACUGUUGUCCAGAAUCCAGGGAGAUUUUGAUUGCUGGUCCUUACUCAAUUUAUCUACAAUGGCCCAUGUCAAAUGUGUUAAAUUAAAUGCACUUCUGUGAUUUUCUUAUGUGUUCCAUUGUAUACCACUUGUUCUCCCUCAGUCCUUCUUUUGUAUAUUAGAUGGUCAGAUUGUAGACCUCAUUUGGACUAAAAAGACUCACAGAUUACGUAAGCAUUAUUUACAGAGACCCACAUCGUCAGGAGGAUUAGUACUACCAAACUUUAGGUUUUACUACUAUGCCACCAACACUGUAAUUCUUAAAUAUUGGCUGCAAUAUAAAGCUUUUGAUCUCCCUUCGUUAUGGCUUGUUAAGGAGGCUAACUCAACAAAAGAAGUAUCUCUUAGGGCUCUGGUUCACUCUACCAUCCACUCUUCUACUUCCGCUUUUAUGAAAAAUCCAAUCGUAAAAGCCCCAUUCAGAAUUUGGGUUCGGUUUAAGCGCUAUUUUGGUUUACAGACUAUUUUUAUUUUUGCACUCAUCACUGCUAAUCAUGCUUUCUCUCCCUCUCUUGUUAAUAGUGCCUUUUUAAGAUGGUCAAGUCUGGGGACCAACAACAUUAAAGAUGUAUACAUUGGCAACACUUUUACCUCUUUCCAGCGACUUUGUGAUACAUUUUCACUCCCUAAUCAACACUGUUUUAGAUAUUUACAUAUCCUCAGUUUUGUUCGUAUUCCCUUUCCCAGGUUUCCAAACUCACCGAUGCUUUUUUGACACCACUUCCGACUUUUAAAGGAUCCAAUACAAAUAUUUACUAUGACAUUUUUUAUUUUAACUGUAAGUCUCUGAAUUCAAUUAAGUCACUUCGGGGGGGUGACUUAUGAGGGACCCUGGACAGAAAUGUUAAAUCGGUGUCAACAGUCUCCAACUUACUUCAUACAUUUGUUUUGGCUUCGUCCAUCUCUGUGCAAUUAUUGGACUGAAAUAUUUAGGAGGACAGUGCAGCGACAGUGCAGCGAAGACAAAACAAACUCCUUCCUGCCAACAACACCUGGAAAGAUAAACUCUGUUACUCUGACACCGCUUGCAGAAUGACUCCAAGGCCUAUACAGAAUCAACACACACACCAUGGACCAUGGCUACAUAUGCACACAUACCUCCCACCCCCACUCCAAGCCUUUGCCACCGCUUCACCCCACGUGGCAUGAUGGACAACAAAGCAGUGCCCUAGUGACUGGCAGCUUCGGAACAAAUGCCUGCCCCCUCCUCCCCUGUUGCAAGUCUUUUGGUUUCUGUGUAAAAUGUUUAUAUGCUUUUCUGCUAUCAAGUUUUUUUCUCAGCCGCAGUCUGUGCUCUUUCUCCAUAGGAGCCCAGUCUGAGAUCGACUUUUUUUACUCAUCCUUCCUCAGCACAACCUUUUUCCCACCUUUGAAGGGGCGCCGAUGAAGACUCAUUGUGCUAAAUUGGAAGGUUGGAUUGGAGAUAUUCUUU
Messenger RNA from Nerophis lumbriciformis (worm pipefish), 4673 nucleotides. It is a transcript of the gene slc2a15a, whose product is annotated as solute carrier family 2 member 15a. Gene Ontology annotation, cellular component: plasma membrane. Lineage: Eukaryota; Metazoa; Chordata; Actinopteri; Syngnathiformes; Syngnathidae. Gene Ontology annotation, biological process: dehydroascorbic acid transport. Gene Ontology annotation, molecular function: D-glucose transmembrane transporter activity. The record is from RefSeq and is a predicted model, not a curated record.